AUGGACUUUGAGCCCUUAAGUCCUUCCCCUGGGACCCAGUCCAGCCCCGAUAUGGCACUCACUCUCACCUCAGCCCCAAACUCCUACGGGGGCAAGCUUUCCCCCAUCACCAAAUACCAUAUAGAUCAGGGAUCCGAGUCAGGCAGACUCUUUAAUUCCAAAACUCUGGGUGAAUCUGAUACUGCAAAUCUAAGCUUAAAGUUUAAGUUGCCAGUUCCUGGAAAUACUGAAACGACCAAUGGAUCUGGAUCAGCCGAGUCAGGAAUGGAGUCUUCAGACUCAAUAUCUAGUGCCUCCCCACCAGGGAAGGAGGAGGAAGAAGAGGAAGUGAACGAGGAGGAAGAAGAAAGUUCAGUGAAGGAUGAUGAGCCUGUAGACUGUGCCAAUUGUGACAGUGGUUACCCUUCUCUACAGUCCUACAUGGAUCAUAAAUGUGCGGGAACUGAUCAGUCCCCGUUUAGGAAUAGAACCUCGCUAGACAGAACAAACCUCACUAAUACUAGUAAUAAUGUAGACGAUGAUUUCAGUGAUGGCGAGAGUUUUGAUGGUAAAAUUGUGUAUAAUUCUGAUGGGUCGGCUUACAUCAUUGAGGGCGGCGACUCGGACUUGAGCGAUCUUGAUUCUAUAAUAGACUUACCACAUCAGGACGGUAUUAUCAUAGACAGGAAAGGCAGUGAUAUUCAGUCACAAGUCUCUGCCUUCCCAUACGUUGCUAACGCUUUCUUUGUUCCCAGAAAUCCAGCUUCUGUGUUAAACAGUAUUUAUAGUGCUCCAUCUUCUCAUCCCUACCCCCACCAGGCCCCGAUGAUGUUCAGUUAUCGUGUGUACGACGUCCGUUCAGGGAAAACAAAGACAGACAAGGCUGAUAGUGAUAUGGAUGGCAGUGCGACUGCUGAUAGAUUAUCUACCUCAGACGCAAGUAAGGGUUGGACGUCGGUCCCAACAAAACCCAUUCUCAUGUGUUUUAUAUGUAAACUAUCGUUUGGUUACGCAAAGUCUUUCACAGCUCAUGCUGAAACUGAGCAUUCAAUGACACUGAACAGCGAAGAGGUGACAAUUAUGUCUCAGAAAAAUUCAUCUGCCAUUAUACAAUGUGUGGGCAAGGAGAAAGAACCUCUAAUGUCAUUCUUGGAGCCCAAACCUGGGAAAUCGCUUCCGACUAAUGACGCCCAUUCUCCCUCAGCCAAACCUUCUUCACAAGAGUUGUUUUCACCUACAAAUAUGUUGUGUUCCAGCUACCCGGGUAGCCUGAAAGACACAACCUCUGUCAGUUUUGUGUACUCGAAGCCAAAGCUUUCUGACAACCUCAUAGCUAACUCAAGUCCACUGAUGAUGCAGUUGAAAUCGGAGAAAUUACACGACCCUAGUACUCAGGGAUUAUCCGACUCUAAGAGGUCGGAGGUGGCAGCGGGCAGUGCCAAGUCAGGGGUUAACCAUGGUGCUAUGCUGGACUGUGUUGGUGUUCAUAAUCAAGGGACAAAAUAUAACAACUCUGUGUGUAACCUCAGUGAAACCUCAGGAAUCCCAGAUCACAGUGGAGGAUCAGACUAUGACCUGGAAACAUCUUCAGUCAAGGAUGUCCCACCUCAGAAUGAGAAUGUUUUCCAGAGUCCUAACAACCACAGACAAAGUCUAGACAUGUCAUCAUCUAGUGCUUCCUAUACUGUGCCAUCACUUACCAUGUCAUUGCCAAUGGCAACUAGCCAUCCAUCAUCCUCAGUGUUUCUCGGGGUGUGUGAGGAUCAUCCACAGGGACGUGCCCAGGGUGUGGAGUGUCCCAAAUGUGACAUGAUACUGAGCUCUUCUCAGUCUCUUGGUGGUCACAUGACCAUGAUGCAUUCUCGAAACUCAUGCAAGACACUCAAGUGUCCAAAGUGUAACUGGCAUUACAAAUACCAAGAAACACUUGAAAUCCAUAUGAAAGAAAAACACCCGGAUAAUGACCAGCAGUGCAUCUACUGCAUGACAAACCAGUCGCACCCUCGCCUGGCACGUGGAGAGAGCUACUCUUGUGGCUACAAACCAUAUCGCUGUGAGGUGUGCAACUACAGCACAACCACCAAAGGAAACCUUAGCAUACAUAUGCAGUCUGACAAACACCUCAACAAUGUACAGGAACUGGCCAAUGGAGGCGAGGUCAAAAUGCCACCCCAGCAACCUGUUCAAACUGAGGCUGCGGUACAGCAGAUGAAGAAGAACAAACCGAAACCAACAUGGAAGUGUGAUGUUUGCAACUACGAAACAAACGUGGCACGGAAUCUGCGCAUACACAUGACCAGUGAGAAGCACACACACAACAUGAUGGUUCUUCAACAAAACAUGAAACAUAUGCAAAGAGACAUGCAGAUCCAGCAACUCAACCAGCUGAUGCUUUUGCAGAACGAUCCAUCAUUCCUGGCCGGAAUGUCAUCACCCAUGACCUCCCAGGGGAACAUUCCCUUCGGCUACGACCAGAGUAUGAUGAUGGCGAAUAUGCAAGGACCAUACGGUGAAAUCCCAAUGGACCUACGGAAAGAAAAUGGUGGUAUGGGUGUUGCAUUUGAUCCGCAGACUCCUGACGCAGCCAGAAUGUAUUCUUGUUGUGUUUGUAACACAUACGCAACCGACUCCCUCGAAUCUCUUCAUCAGCAUUUACAACUAGACCGCACCAAGCAGCGGGAACAGGAGAAUAUCAGCGUGUCGCAGGGUACCUACAUGUGUAGUCUGUGUACAUACAAAACCAACCUCAAAGCCAACUUCCAGCUGCACUGCAAGACGGACAAACAUCUACAGAGGCUUCAGCUGGUCAAUCACAUCAAAGAGGGCGGGGCCAGCAAUGAGUGGCGGCUAAAGUACCUCAAUGUCAGUAAUCCGGUUCAAGUCCGCUGUAAUUCUUGUGACUACUAUACCAACAGUAUCCACAAGCUUCAAAUCCACACUGGUAAUCCACGCCACGAGAGCAAUGCCCAGCUGUUUGUCCAUCUCCAGAUGUGUGAGACAAAACUCAACGCCAAGUCCAAGUACUACUACUGCAGUUUGUGCAAGUUCUCCACACGAGCAAAACUUAACCUCAUCCAGCAUGUCCGCUCCCUCCGCCAUCUACGCAGUGAAGGCAUCAAACAGAUGCAGAUGAAGGAAGACGGUCAGGUGGAUAUCGACCCUGGUGAAAUCUACAUGGUCAAGGAAUAUGACGAGGGCAAGGACAAAAUCCUGUUUGAUGACGAAGAUGGGGAAGGCGAGGGUGACGAGACAAGAGCUGUAGUCCAGGAGAAUGAACUGCAGGACAGAAAAGCUGAUACUCCCGGUCUGUACAACAACAACAACAACAACAACAACCCUACCACAAAGUCUAUCACUGUUAACACCACCAGUACCCCAGAAUCUGGUAACACAGAAGGAGGAGAAGAACACAUCCAUGUGUGUCCCUACUGUGAUUAUAGUAGUGUGAAUGAGGUACGCAUCCAGGCUCACAUUUUCUCCCAGCAUUCACAGCAACCAAAGGAAAUCUGCUGUCCUCUCUGUCAGGAGGAGUUCAAGGAAAAGUCUCGCCUUGAAAAGCACCUCACGUCCAUGCACAACGUCAAACCAGAGGGACUUCAUCGCCUGCUUUUGAUGGUCGAUAAAGGGGAUUGGAUCAUGCCUCCUACAAAUGCCAUUGGGCACUCUUCUGUUAUUCCUCAGAUCCCUAUUGAUGAAUCAGAGGAGAUAAAUAUGGAAGCACUGGAGGCUGAGGCAGCCAAAAUCGCAGCAGAAGAUGCUAUAGACACUACUGCUGGUGCUGACAAGAACAGUGAAGAUGACCAAUACAGAUGUCAAACUUGUUCAAAGACUUUUGGUAACAUUGAUGCUCUGUAUGCUCACCAAAAUGAGCUUGGACAUUUAGAACUCAAGCAAACACCCAGAGGACCAGGAUACCUAUGUUGGAAAAAGGGUUGUAACCAGUAUUUUAAAACAGCCACAGCAUUACAGGUCCAUUUCCGUGAAAUCCAUGCCAAGCGCCAACCAGGCACUGGACUUGAAAAUCAAGUGUAUAGAUACAGGUGUAAUCAGUGCAGCCUCGCUUUCAAAUCUCAAGAGAAGCUCCAGCUUCAUCAACAAUAUCACCUCAUCCGUGCUGCCACCAGGUGUAGCUACUGUGCACAUUCUUUCUGUUCUAUUGCUGCGUUAAGAAAACAUAUUGAAACUGACCACACAGAAUUGUCAGAAGCCGAGAGAGAGCAGCAUAGUGUUGUUCUCAAUGAAAGCUCUGCAGCUCUGACCAACUUACUACAGACCUCCAGACUCGAAAAGGUUUUAAGUGGUGGCUGUCCGUCGUCUCCUGCUGAGGGCACUGGAGUUCUUACCUCAGAGGAGUCACCAGAUAUGGCCACAGAUUGUACAAAAACUGAUGUGAAUUCAAAUGAGACUGGAGAGAAAGGCAUAGUAAAGCCAGAACUUAUGGACACAAAUUCUAACGAGGGACUUAACCUCUCUAUGGAUAAUGGUGAUGAGAAUAGUGCAAGUUCUCCAGAAAGUGGCACAAAGGAGGAUGGUACGGAUGUGAACUACAAAGAACAGCAAUUCCUAGAGGACUAUAUCAAUAGCCAGGCCAUUGCCGAGGGAAGUUAUGAGGAUCCCUCACGUAAAUACAAAUGCCAUCGCUGUAAACUAGCAUUUACCAAGCAAAACUAUCUCACAGCCCACAACAAGACUCUACUUCACCGUCGUGGGGACAAAUUGAGUUAUCCUAUGGAGAAGUAUCUGGAUCCCAACAGGCCAUACAAGUGUGAUGUGUGUAAGGAAUCCUUCACACAGAAAAACAUCCUUCUGGUACACUACAACUCUGUAUCACAUCUUCACAAGCACCGUCAGGUUUUACAGCAGGGAGGUUUGACCUCCUCUGCCUCAUCUCAAUCACCUCAAUUACCAACCUCCCAUUCACAGACACCACAACCUUCUCAAACUCCUACCGAGACCACAACUGUAUCAUCAGAUCCCUCAUCGCCUAGCAACCCAACAUCAGUGUCACCUGUGUCGACAGAAUCUGAUAAAUCCAAACCAUACAAAUGUAAUAUUUGUAAGGCCUCGUACAGUCAAGGGUCAACACUGGAUAUACAUAUCCGGUCUGUGGCCCAUCAGACCAAGGCAUCGAAACUUCAGGAACUUGUGCUGACUGGACAAGUGGACUUGUCUCAGCCUCUCAUUGAACAGCCAAAUGAUAAAAAUAUCUCACCGCAGCAUCAGAAGAAAAUACUGGCUGAGAUACUGCAGCAACAGCCUCUCAUGUCUGCAAGUAGCAGCCAGCCACUGAUAUUUCCGGGAAUCACUGCAGGUAUAUCAGGGAUCACCACUGGACUUCCACCAAUGUCCUUACUUCCUGGACUACACCAUGUUGUCACGACAACAGCACAGAAUGGUUCAUUGUUAGAAUCUGUGUCUAGUCAACAAUCAUCAUCUGCAAAAUCAUCAUCGAACGAAAACUCAACUUCAUCUUCAUCCAAUCACCAGAACAACUGCCAAGAAUCAUUGCCAUCACACAUCAAGAAAGAAAGUGGAUUAAGCAUUAAGAAGGAUCCGGAAAGUUCUGACAGCAUUACGUCUGUACCAUUCAGUGUUCAGUCUCAGCAGCACCAGCAGUUGGUGAUGCAAUCCUACCUCAGUCAGCAGGGUCCAAACUCUGGUCCAUUGGCCAUUACAUCCCAGUCCCAGGCGGCUAUCAUGCGGCCACGUAACUUUGCCAGUCGUCUGAAGACGCAAGUCCAGAGGAACCUCUUAGAAAACAUUGGGUUUGAAUGUGUAAUGCACUUUAAUGAGUUCAACCAACGCACAAAGCCUGGAGUGAAACCAGAUGAGGAAGAAGUUGAAGGAGAGAAAAAAGAAAGGGAAAUGGAGGUGGACCAAGACGAAAUUGUUGCUGUCAAAGCAGAGAAAGAGGAGGAGGGCACUGAGGCCUAUCUAUCUGACUUGCCUGAACUGAACAAGUGUGUUUGCAGCACUUGCCUGAAGGAGUUCUCCAGUGUGUGGGUACUCAAGGCCCACCAGGAGGAGGUGCAUAAGGAAGUUGUCCCCAUUGAUAUGAUUGAGGACUUCGGCGAGAAAUUCAGGUGCGAUUUGGAAAAGAAACAACCAAAGGAUUCUGAAAUUGUGUCCAAUUCUACAGCCCAAGCUGAGAUGUCAAAUGGUCAACAGAGCAGUGAGGCAUCAAAUGACAAUAACUCAAGCCAAGAGAUGCCCCCUCCCCCACCACCACCUCCUCAAAUGAGCCCCCACAUGGACCUCUCAUCGGUCAUGCCAAUGCACAUGCCAUUUGCCAUGGCAAUGAAUAUGCCUUUUGCUAUGGCGAUGAACAUGCAGCCUCCACUCAUGCCAAUGAUGUUUCCAAUGGGAACAGAGAAAAUGGUGUCCCCAACAACGAGUCAAGCCGAGAACAACUUACAACAACUGCAAAAACAACAGCAACUAGCUCAACAUGCUGCUGCCAUGCAAAACCAGAAGCGGGCUCGUACCAGAAUUAACGAUGAACAGUUGAAAAUUCUCCGUAAACAUUUUGAUAUCAACAAUUCACCAAGUGAGGAACAGAUAUUGAAAAUGUCAGAACAGUCAGGACUUCCUACAAAGGUGAUCAAACACUGGUUCAGGAAUACAUUGUUCAAGGAACGACAGCGAAACAAGGACUCCCCAUACAACUUCAAUAAUCCACCAUCCACCACACUGGACCUGGAGGAGUAUGAGAAAACUGGAAAACUGCCAAUGAUGGAAGAUAAACUACUCGAAGAUGAUGUUGUUAUUAAGAAAGAAGAUGAAGAGGACAUGCCAGUUCCCAUGGAAACCAAGAUAUCAGCUUUAGAUGUCACACCUAUUAUCCCUAAUCCCCUGCCAGUUGUCCCGGAGGUGAAGUCAGAACCACGAAAUGUGGAACCUCCACGACCUCAGACUCCUGACAUGAGUGACAGUGGGGAAAGCAUGAUCAGCAUGUCUGGAGCCCCAUCAAUGACAUCAACACCAACACCGAACACAUUCAUUCUACCUCCCAUUGCACCCUGUAACACAGAAGAAAUCCGACCCCGAUUUGAAUCCUCCCCAUCAUACUCAAAGAGAGCUAAUCGUACACGAUUCAGUGACUAUCAGGUGAAAGUGUUACAGGAAUAUUUUGAACAGAAUGCUUAUCCAAAAGAUGAUGAACUUGAUCAUCUCUCUAACAUGCUUAACCUCAGCCCAAGAGUAAUUGUUGUAUGGUUCCAAAAUGCCAGACAGAAAGCAAGAAAGAUAUAUGAAAACCAGCCACCUUCUGGAGGUGACUCCAGCCAGGAAAAUCAGGUUUCACCCUACAACAGAACACCUGGUCUUAACUAUCAGUGCAAAAAGUGCUCUGCUGUUUUCCAACGAUACUACGAUCUGAUCCGCCACCAGAAAAAGUCGUGCACCUCUGACAGUAUUGCUGAAAAGUCCCAGACAUCUGUGAGUGUGACAGAGGAGGACAGUGACUCAUGGUCAACUUUGUCACAGGAUGAUGCCAACCAAUCAGAAUCCGGCUCUGCUAACUCCCUUGAACAUUCCGCUGAUCGAGAUUCCGAAGGGAUCAAGUACAAAUGUGAGAAAUGUUUGCUGUCAUUUGAGAGGUUUGACCUUUGGCAAGAGCAUCAGAACGUUCACACCAUGAAUCCCAGUCUUUUCUCAGACCUUCAGUCUAACAGUGCGUUUGGUGUACUGCAGUCAAUGGCUGCUGCUCAACAGCAAGAAACGAAAAAUGUUCUGAAGAGAAAAUUAGAGGAGGAAAGAGAGGAGGAUAUGUAUGACCAGCCGAGGGACAAACGGUUGCGCACCACAAUUUUACCAGAACAGCUUGAUUACCUGUAUCAGAAAUAUCAAGUUGACUGUAAUCCCAGCCGUAAACAGCUUGAAAAUAUUUCCAAAGAUGUUGGCUUGAAAAAACGGGUUGUACAGGUCUGGUUUCAGAACACUCGGGCAAGAGAACGCAAAGGACAAUAUCGUGCUCACCAGCAGCUUAUCCACAAACGUUGUCCAUUUUGUCGUGCUUUAUUCCGUGCAAAAUCAGCAUUAGAGUCUCAUCUAGCCACGAAACACCCAGAGGAGAUGGCAAAGGGUGAAAUCAACAUCGAUUCCAUUCCUGACGCAGCCAUAGAGAGUCCCGGAGGGUCCCAGCUGUCACCGGGAUCCCUCAUGUCACCAAGCACUAACUCUGUCGAGCUCAACCGACUCAUGUCACCACCCAGAAUGCAACCCUUCCUUCCCAUCAUACCUCCAACCAGCAUGCCAAUGGGAAUGAACUCCCUUGGUGAUCCUCUUCAGCUUUCCAUGAAACAGUUUUAUGAAGAUUCCUAUAAAAAAUACAUGGCUGAACUGAGUACCACCGGUCGUCAGAAGGAAACUUCUAAUACUACGCCAACUGAAUCAGUACCUACAUCAACAAAACACGAAACAAGCAGUAGUAGCAGCAGCAGCCAUCCUCGAGUAAACAGCAGUGCUAGUGACUACGAGGCACCACUCGACCUCAGCAAGCCUCUACGAGUGAACAUUGACAUGGAGAAAUCUUCUGAUGGGGCCUCUACAGACCUCAGUGACAGGAGUACCGAGGGAUUCAGUUCUUCUCGAAGGUCAGAUGAUAUGUUCUCCAGCAAACAUUCCAUCAGUGAUAGUUUGAGUAGCAACAAGGAUUUAAGCAAAUCUUCAUCACCAUCUGUGGAACGAUCAAGUCACCUAACGCCACCCAUGGGCAAACGUUAUCGCACUCAGAUGACAAGCGUGCAAGUUCGUAUUAUGAAACAGGUCUUUGUUGACUACAAGACUCCAACAAUGGCUGAAUGUGAAAUGUUAGGCAGAGAGAUAGGUCUGCCAAAGCGUGUGGUACAAGUAUGGUUCCAGAAUGCUCGUGCUAAGGAGAAGAAGCAUAAACUCACCAUGGCCAAUAGUUACAGCAAUGUAGAUUUCCACAAGCCUCCGGAGGAAUGUUCUUUGUGUAAAUUCAAAUAUUCCCACAAGUAUACGAUCCAGGACCAUAUCUUCACCAAGAAGCAUAUAGAAAAAGUGAAGGGCUUUAUCCAAAACCAGUCCGAUACCGAACGUGACAUUACCUCACAGUCAGCCAUCCCUGACCCCAUGCGACAACAGCGGGACAUGGAGAGGAUGAGGAAGGCGUGGGAUGAAGCCACAGUUGCUGCUGCCUCACAGCCUCACCUUUCACAGCUCCAGGCUAUGGGACUCAAUGCUCUGGGCCUACCCUCUGCAUCCAUGUCAGGGUUUAGUGGAUCGUUUUUACCCAAUGACCUGAUGCCAGAUGUGAAAAAGUUGGAGCAAAAGAAAUCCAUCGAAAAGAGCACUGAAAAAAGAGAAGGAGAAAAGAGGACCCCGGUGAAGAAGGAAUCAACCUCCACUUCAGAUGUACAAAUGUCUCUUGCCAACCUGAGUGCUCAUCUAAUGUCCCCCAUGGCGGGCAUGUUACCAGGGUUUGAUCCUAGCAUGAUGCCGUACAUGUAUCCCGGGUUACCCAGUUACCUCCCAGGCAUGGGCAUUCCCUUUCUACAGCCUGGACUCAUCCCUGGUGCAGACCCACUGUUACCUUAUGAUCCCCUCACAUUUGGAACACCUCUACCUUUACUGCAAAUUCCACAUCAAGCCAUAAAAGACGUUGGCGUGAAACUGAUGGAACCCAAGGCAACAAUUGCUCAAUAUACACAGGACUGUAAGUCCAUCUCAAGUCUGCGUUCACUGGUGCGGAGUGUAGACUACAGCUGUGCUCGUGAGUCCACUGUUGAUGUGGGCUAUAUCUGUAAGAAAUGCCAAAUGGUGUAUCCUGCCAAGGAGGCAUGCGUCACACAUCAGCGAACCAUUUGUUUCCCUGGUGGUAAAUACCCUGACAAUGUGAACCCGAUGUUGAAACUGGAACAGAUACAGUACGAAUGUCGCCUCUGUACAGACACGUUCUCCACUGUACAGGAGUACAAAUCGCACUGUCAGCUGGACUCUCACAUGGCCAAAACUGCACGUCUCCAACAGAAAUCAUCCUCAUCCUCUACACCGACUCAACCUAGUGUGGUUAAAUCAGUCGACAGUGUUUUAUCAACUGAGAAACACAUCACCAGGCCAUUAAGUACAAAGUCUCCAAGCUCUUCCAAUAACUUAUCACCCUCCCCUUUGCCAAAAGCUGAUGCAAGUUUAAAUAUAUCAGGUUCCAAUAGUGUAGUCGAUGACAUUGCGGAGGAAACGUCAAACAAGACAGAAUGAACAAACGUUAUGGUGCACCAUAACUGUCAGUGAGAUUUCUGGUCGAGGCCUAGCAUUUCUUUUUUCUUUUUUUUUUCCAUUUUUUUUUUUUUUUUGUAGUUGCUUUAAGCAAAGUGCUGUAAUAUUUCCAAUGCUGUGAAUGAAAUUUGAACUUUGACCUUUAAUGUUAAUGUAGUUGUGAACAUAUCGUGACAGUUGUAGGUGAUGUCGGUCGUGGACAAUUUUUUG
Ylistrum balloti is the source of this 10428-nucleotide messenger RNA. Its product is annotated as zinc finger homeobox protein 4-like. Gene Ontology annotation, molecular function: zinc ion binding; RNA polymerase II cis-regulatory region sequence-specific DNA binding; DNA-binding transcription factor activity, RNA polymerase II-specific. The record is from RefSeq and is a predicted model, not a curated record. The transcript has 7 exons. Gene Ontology annotation, biological process: regulation of transcription by RNA polymerase II. Gene Ontology annotation, cellular component: nucleus. Lineage: Eukaryota; Metazoa; Mollusca; Bivalvia; Pectinida; Pectinidae. Bases 1 to 10200 code for a protein of 3399 amino acids.